Molecule: messenger RNA, 2494 nt
Organism: Tachysurus vachellii
Lineage: Eukaryota; Metazoa; Chordata; Actinopteri; Siluriformes; Bagridae
Gene: tspan31
Product: tetraspanin 31
Exons: 6
Coding region: 182-820 (212 amino acids)
Cellular component (GO): membrane
Source: RefSeq, a predicted model, not a curated record
GCGUUACUCGCUGUGUUGCCGAGUGGCGCCUCUCUGUAGUCUGCAGAUGAUCUGUGGCUUUUGCAGGUUCUAGAGAGCGUCCGGUUUCUCGGUUUCUCUAACAAACACACAGCGGCUCGGUGACCAGCUCACAGCGGGGAGAAGAGGCGAAGGCUGUAGAUUAAAUGCCUCAGGGUUCACUAUGGUGUGUGGAGGAUUUACCUGCUCGAAAAAUGCUCUCUGUGCUCUCAACGUCGUUUACAUGUUGGUGGGACUGCUCCUGAUUGGUGUAGCAGCAUGGGGGAAGGGCUUCGGGAUCGUCUCCAGUAUCCACAUCAUCGGAGGCGUGAUUGCUGUGGGCUUUUUCCUGCUGCUCAUCGCCAUCGUUGGUCUCAUUGGAGCCAUCUAUCACCACCAAGUCAUGCUCUUCUUUUACAUGGUCAUCCUGUUUAUUGUGUUCCUCUUCCAGUUCGGUGUGUCCUGCUCUUGUCUGGCCAUGAACCAGGAUCAGCAGGAGAAGCUGCUGAACUCCACGUGGAGUUUGAUGAGCAAUGCCACCAAGAUAGAGUUGGAGAACAAUCUGGACUGCUGUGGCCUGUUCAACAAUACAGCAAACUACCAGCUGUUUGAAGCUGACUUCGCAAUGUGUAAAGCUAGCUGUGCAAAGACAAGCAAUUGUAAGACGUGUGGUAAUGAAAUGCUGAAGCAUGCAUCCGAGGCCUUGAGGAUUCUCGGAGGUGUGGGUCUCUUCUUCAGCUUCACCGAGAUUUUAGGAGUCUGGCUGGCCAUGCGCUACAGGAACCAGAAAGACCCUCGUGCAAACCCCAGCGCAUUCUUAUAGUCCCCAACCUCCUCCUUGUCCCACAGUGCAGCAGCGUAGACGAGCAAUUCCUCUUCCCUUUGCACACCCGGUGGCACUUGGGCCUUCAGCGUGGACUUCAGACUGAACGCUGACUUGCUGCUCUCUACACACCAUCUCACUGAUUUUAUGGCACCGAGAGCUCAAGAGUCCAUUUAAAGAAAAUUCUCUCUUCUCUCUAAAAAUCUGGUCUUUUUUUUUUUUUUUUUUUUGGUUUCAUUGCGAGAGCAAAAUCUGGACGUUUCAUGAAUGAUAGGAUGAUGCUUGGUAAUUCUGUCUCGAUUUCCAGUCAUACGGCGCGACCUACAUCGUAACCUACAUCGUUUGAGAAAAAGUCUCCUGGAUGGAGUUUCAGCAGCGAUAUCUGCAUGUUCAUGGUCAUUAUUACAGCUGCACCACUUCGUGCUCCAUACUGUUUUACCAUUGUGGGCUUUUAGUGUCAGUGAAGCAGGUAGUUUCUAGCCUUUUUUUUUACAUGAGCUGAUCAUGGUGUGACAUCUGUGAUUGAUACAUGGUAAACUUUAUUUCUUCUUCAUUAAAAUGAUGCUUCUUGUUCCAGCUGUGCGAUAUGAGAGCGCUAGCUGAGGUAUUAGGAUUUUAGUUCAAUACGUUGUGUAACUGUGCCAUGCACAAGCCAGCAGGCUGCAGCCCUGACGUGUAAAUACACGUGUCUUUGUGAUGCGUCGCUUUGCUCACACGCACUUCGUUUGCUUUGCGCCGACAUACAACCAGCACUGGAACAUUUACAUCCUCGUGUUUCUUGGUAUUGCUCUAAAAUAUUGUGUUUUGCAAUGUAGUCAAAUACAGGCUUGCUUUUUUUUUUUUUUUUUUUUUUUUGCUGUAACCUGUGGCCAAUGUUCUUCCAGUGCCAUCACUUUAUUCCAGGUAUCUCGUUCGCUUGUCGUUUUUUCCCCCCCAACUGUUUUGUUAAGUUCUCAGUGACACCUGCAUAGUUAUAAGCUUUAGUUCAACACCUUUGUUAUUGUUAUUUUUUUUUUUUUGAGAAAGGUACUGAUCGGCUCUCACUAUCACUUUUAUGCCUCCGCCACUAGAUGGCGCACAGGUUUGUUGGCGGCGUAGGUUCCUACUUUAAUGCUUUUUUUUUUUUUUUUUUCCUUGCAAUCUUUUGCAUUUAAAAGUAUUAAAUUAAGGCCAUUCAGGUUUGUUUAAAUGUAAGUUAUUUGUAUGUACUGUGUUCUAAAUAAUAAUUUGCUCAUCUUACUUUCUCUUUCCUAUUCUUCACACUUUCAGUCUUAACUCUUGUUAUUAUAUUGAUUCAGUCUAGGUUGUAGUUUCCGGAGCAAGUGCACAUCACUUUUUCUUCUCCAGUCUCAUCUUUAAGUAUCAUUUCAUUUCUGAUCAAUAGGAUGCACUGAAUUUUCACAUUGCAUAUUAAUAUUAUUGUGUCUGUGUGCUAAAGGUCAUUAGAGUAAUAAUAUUGUGGCUGUGGCCAAAAUAUGCAGAAUGUUUCUGUUGGCGUUUAUUAUUUUUCUUUUAAUUUAUUGCCUUUAUAUGAGCAGGCCACAUUUCUCUCAUUAUUCUCACAACUCUGUAUGAACCUGCAGCUCUUUAUCCUGGAUGUUCGUUGUAUUUUUGAACCUGAUUUAUUUUUUUUUUUCCCCUCAAUUAAAGUAUCUUGGAGCAAAAUGAGGAAAA